CAGAAAUUGCGGAAAAUGAUGACUUAAUGCACGUCAAACCCAUUCCGCAUAAAAGCGCCUCCCUUUAAAGCCGUAGAAGUGGAAAAAAAAUGCACUGCACAGUGCGCGCGCUUGCUAUGGGUAGGGCUUCCAUGGGAGGCAGGCUCGGGUUCAGGGCCUGCCUCCAACCUGCCCGCCCUUGUAGAAUUUCAAUUUUAAUAUUUCGCGACGAUAGUAUUUAAAUUUAAAUUUGAUUUCUACAAACUUACUCACUUUUACAGCUUGUUACUAUAAAAUACCUGCGGACUAGUGUUCGUCAACAGUAUCGUACCAUCUGCUACCCUUUAACAUAUCCACAGCUGGACAGGUCUCCUGUCAUGUAAAAAAUCGAUCAUAUGCUACUGUGCGCAUAUGCGUCUAGUCCCAUUCAUUAUUACCUUUCUUUCCUGCCACGAUGACGACUUUUCCAAUUCUCAGGCUGCCUGAAAAGUCUCUCAAGAUUGCGAUUCGCUGUCUGACUAUGGAACAAAUAAUCAAGUUUUCUCUGAUCUCCGAAUCUACAAAAAGGACAGCAGAAUCGUUGAAUCUUCAGGCUGACCCGUUUUGGAUUUGCUUUGGUGAAUCGGUUCAUAUAUCGGUUCAUGCCAAUUUUGUAGAAAAUUAUCAACAGGAUAUUCCUUGGAACCCCGUGGAAGUUGAUCUGAGAACAUUGCUAGAUCAUUUCCAGAGUGUUCUCCAUACAAAUAAAUUUGAGUAUUUCUUUGUUUGACGUGAUGAUCACGAUUGGAAAUUAAUUUAUGAAGCUCUUGACGGCUUGGAUAUUCCUAAGACCAGUCUACAACGUGAUUCUCAAAAUGUUUGGCUCCACCAGCUUGCCAAUCAAUUUUCCAGGCUCUCCCUUGAGAUCACUAUGCCAAAUUUCAAAUGGUACCGCCCAAUGUUGAGUUCACACCGCCAGAAUUUGACCGUUGUCGCUGGUUUAACUGAUCUUCUAAGUGUAAACUGUGUACACUUAAAAGUGAUGCCCCUUAUGAGUACAAUGGAAGUGAAUUUAUUCCUAAAGCAUUGGAUCAAGGGAGCAUUCCAGCCACUUGAAUCUGUUGUAUUUCCUGUUGGAGCUGAUAUCGACAAUUUGGAUGAAGUGUUCAAGGGUGUGAAGCUGGAGGUGACAAGCGUAUCGGAUUUGGAAACACUGCCGAUGCGUUUUCCGGAUAUCAAGUUUGCUGUAGACAUCUACAGAUUUGUUGGAACACGGGCCACUGUCGUCAUUGAAGGCAUUCGUUUGAGUAUGUACGUUUGGAAAUAAUUUGUUCUUGAUCUUUUUUCUGAUAAGAUUCCUGUUAU
Molecule: messenger RNA, 1323 nt
Organism: Caenorhabditis elegans
Lineage: Eukaryota; Metazoa; Nematoda; Chromadorea; Rhabditida; Rhabditidae
Gene: C43D7.8
Product: F-box domain-containing protein
Exons: 3
Coding region: 434-748 (104 amino acids)
Source: RefSeq, marked reviewed